This is a messenger RNA of Patella vulgata (common limpet), 3488 nucleotides long. RefSeq names its product N-lysine methyltransferase KMT5A-B. Gene Ontology annotation, molecular function: protein binding; histone H4K20 methyltransferase activity. The coding region runs from base 73 to 1206 and encodes 377 amino acids. The record is from RefSeq and is a predicted model, not a curated record. Lineage: Eukaryota; Metazoa; Mollusca; Gastropoda; Patellidae. The transcript is spliced from 7 exons.
CUAUUUAUAAACACAAUCAAAAUUCACGAUAACCGUUCGGAUCAGCAAAAGAUGGUGAUUAGUUGAGUAAACAUGGCCACCAGAAAGAAAGACAGAGUACCAAACGGACAGCUGCCGUCAUCAAAGAUAACUGAUUUUUAUACAUCUCCAGUCAAAAUUAGGAAUGUAGAAGAACGUACAUGUAAUAUUGAUGUUGAAGUAAAGGAAGAGCCUGGAUCAGAAUUAGAUGUUUCGCUUCAGUCUUCCUCUGUUAUACUUACUCCAGAUUCUUCUCCGUGUAAGGACAAAGAAUUGACAAAUAAUAACACAAACAAUAACAACAAUUGUGAACUAUUGUCAUUGAAACUAGAUCAGCUCUCUGGCCCCGACUCCAAUGAAAAGUGUCACAUAGAAAGCCUUCCAGAUCUGUUUAAUGACAAUACAACCAGUCCCUCGUCUGCAAGUAAAUCCACCAUCAUCGUCCCUGAAUCUGGUCAUUGUAAACAUAUACUCCAAGAUGAUAUUAAAACAGAAAGUAGCACAUCUAGUCCCAUACAUCCUGCCCAAACUCCAUGUACCUCGCUUCCAAAGAAACGCAAAGGUCGAAAAGGCAAAGUGAAGUCUACAACAGCCACUGUCAAAAGUGAAGCACAACCAAAAGCAGGUCGUAAAAAGAAAUUAGAAUCUGAUGUGAGUAGUAAUAGAACUAUAACUGAUUAUUUUCCUGUAAGAAGAAGUGGUAGAAAAUGUCAUUCGGAAAUACAGAAAAUGCGAAUGAUAGAAUAUGAAGUAAAAGUAUUGUCUCAAUGUGAAGAUGGGUUAGAAGUAGUAGAUUUAAAUGGGAAAGGAAGAGGUGUUAUAGCUACUAAAGCUUUUAAAAAAGGAGAUUUUAUAGUAGAAUAUGCUGGAGAUCUCAUUAAUUUAGCUGAAUCGAAAGAUAGAGAAGAAUUUUAUGGUAUGAGUACUCAAUAUGGUUGUUACAUGUAUUAUUUCACCAUCAAGGAUAAACGAUACUGUAUUGACGCAACGGCUGAAAGUGGUAAAUUAGGACGACUAUUGAACCACAGUAGACAUGGGAAUUGUUGUACCAAGUUAAUAGAGAUCAAGAACUCCCCAUUUCUAAUCUUGAUUGCUAGUCGUGACAUUGUGAAAGGGGAGGAACUAUUGUAUGAUUAUGGUGAUCGAAGUAAAGAAUCUUUAGCAGCCCAUCCAUGGUUAAAGUCUUAAUUGGAUCUAGAAAUCUUCAGUAAUGCCUCACAUAAAAUGCCAGUGAUGAUGAUCUAACAUUUUUAUUAGUAAAAUUUUACUUAUCAAAACCAAGCUAUAUGUUGUAAUGAAAUUUUAAGUAACCAUAAUUAUUAUUAUUAUUAUGGUUAGCCCAUGCAUGUUGUAUCUUAAGAUCCGUCAUUGAGUCAACUGGCGUGGUUUCGAUUCCCCGGAUGUACGUGACAAGGAGUAGGGUCGCCUGUCCAACCUCGUGGGUUUUCUCCCGGUCUUCCGAUUUCCUCAGACUGCUAAUCUAAAGACUCCUCGCGCAAGCGAAUUAUUGAAAUAAAAUUGAACCAUGUGUUCGUCCUGAAAUGACCUAGUUUGUGUCGAGUGGACGUUAAACCCCAUUUCUCCCUCUCUCUACCAUAUUCUAGUCUUGUCAAGUUUCUUUUCUGCUGACCAAGAAGGUUGUAGUGCAUAAUAAUUGAUAAUUCUUUGAAUUGCCUCUCUUGGGCCUUGUUUCAACUUUGUGUCAUCACAUUCAAAUUAAGACAUUUUAUAUCCGAAGUUAUAAAUGACAUAAAUGUAAAUGUUUUCUUUAACUUACCAUUGUGUAUUGGAGUAGGAACUUGACAAGGCUGACGUUUAAAAUUUUUGGAGCAAUUCUUAUAUUUGUCAUUACCAGACGAUAUUUGUAUUUAAAUUGUGUAUAAAUACUCUAAACUUAUUACCAAAUAUUGUAUUAAACCAGUCAAUAUCAGUGUUUAUGAAAUAAUAUUUUGUAACAGGUUGACAUAGUUAUUGCUUGAUAUUUUUAAAAAGCUUGGUUUACACAGGCAUUGCUUAUUCAACGAUGCUGUAUAUUGAUGAGUAUUAUUAAAAAUUGGCAUUGAAUAGAUAGAAAAUAUUUUUUAUUAUAACAUCAUAGGUUGUCUCAAGUCAUUCUACUUUAAUUAUUUUCAUUUUUAAAUUGUAUAUUAUAUGAUAUUCUAAGUAUAUAGUUUCAUUGUAAAGGUAGCUAUUUAGAUAAUAAUGUUGGAGUGCAGCAUAUUGUUGCAGACAAUUGACACUCUACACCAUGACUGGAUAAUUCCACUGUGGUCUAGCACAUCUUUUCGUGAAAAAUUUGGUUGUGAGUCUGACAAUGCACCAAGUAAAGUGUUGCCAAGGGCCCUGUUGCACAAAGUGCAUAGAAGAUACGUGAAAAUAUAGUAAAAUGUUCAAGUUAAAUGUGUGUAAGAUAUUUGUUUUGUGCCCCAGGAUCCUGACAUUAAUCUUGUUUAAUGAAUAUUCAUAAAUAAUCUUACAGCUUUUGUUAAAUUCACAUAAAAUGUAAUGAGCAAUUCUGCAGUCAUAUUUUCUAUAAAAGGACUGUAAGCCUAUAUACUCCAUAUUGCAGUAUUGUAUAAAUGUUUCAAUUGAAUAUGUUACCGGUAUGAAAUUGUUGUUUUAAUAAUAUAAAAUUAUGCAUUCCCAUUUGAAACAGUGACAUCACAUUUUCAUCUGUCAGUGUCCAUACAUUUGUGUCUUCAAGUUCUGAUAUACCUCAGUAGUAAAGCAGACAUGUUUUCUAUGUUAAUAUGCAACUGUUCUGAUUUAUUUAUAAAAAUGUUUAUCUUCAUAAAAUAAUAUUGUAUUUCAUGUGUUAUUAUUUAUAAUGAAAAUCAUUUUGUGUAGUAGUAGAGAGGCUUUAUGUGUAUCACUUUAUAAGUACAUGUAUUAUACUUUGCUGACAACUAGAUGGCAUGAAUUAGUAUAGUCUAAUUGACUGCAACAUGAACCAUUUGGUAGAUAAUCUCAUCUGUACUGCCACUUAGAACUAUAAAAUGUGUUAAUGAAUUUAAUAUUCAGUAAGAUUUAACAUUUGAUAAUUAUUACACUAAAGUCUUCAGGCUUUAUUUAUAAUUAAUUAUUGGUAAAAGUCCUAUAAUUAGUCAAUCUUUGAUGUUUGCAAGCUAAAGGGAGAUUUUUAAAAGGAGUAGGUAAAUGAAGAUUGAAUCAGGGUGAAACAGUAGCCACAGUAACCCAUGAGUGCUUUGAUUGGUUCCAUAUGUGACCUUUGGGUUAUAGUUCAAGACAUAUAUAUUGUAAAGCAAUGGCAUUGUGAAGAUGAACAAUUCCAAAGUUUUUUCUGUAACAACUGUAAACUGUGAUUGAUCUGUUUCUAUGGCAAUUUAUCAUGUUUAAAAUGAAUUUAUUGUGUUUAAUAUUGUAAAAGCUAUUUCUUGUAGUUUCAUUGAAUCAUUGUAAAUAUUUUACUUCCAUUUUAUCAACCUGUAAUCAUUAAAAUUCAUCUUCCA